UAUCAUGACUUAGAAGCUGUAUUUACACAGUAAGAUACGUAAAUCAUCGAGAGGUUUUAAAAACAGAUAUCUUUCUCCUAUUUAUAUUUUCAUUAUCUGAUCUUGAAUAGAAUCCUGAGGAAAAUGGCGGAGAUGCAUGAUCGAAUAAGAUCAAUCAGUCAUAGCUGUAGAAGAUAAGCUUUUUUCGUCCUUUUCGCUGUGAAGAAUGGCCCUGAGUAAUAUGUACAAGCCACAAACAAAUAAUAUAUUAGAUCUGGAAAGUGAUGAGGAUGAUUUCACUGAAGAUGAACUAGAUAAUGAACUAGAUGACUACAGCAAGAGCUUUUCAGUCCGACAYGUCAGCUCAAAAUCAGAAGUACAGAAGCCACUUAUGGCCCCACACACGAAAACAAAGAUUCGGCACAAGCAUACAAAACCUUGGUGCACAACAAAGUCUUGUUUGUCAUGUUUUAUGUGGUUAGCAUUCUUUAGCAUCUGUGUUGUUGGUCUUGUAUUGCUUAUUUUACGUGCUAUUGAUUCUGCUGAUUUAAAUGCAAACAGUGAAUCAAACCAUGUGAAAAAAGGGAUUCAAGGGGAACAUGUUUUUUAUGGAAAUGACAAGAACAUUGAGGCAUGUGAUGUCCUUAAGACUAAGAACAUUUGGCAUUCCAAUUUACCAAAACUCAUGACCGAAACAGCUGUCCGCCUGAAUGAUGUUAAUGGUGAUGGUGUAAAAGACAUCAUCAUCAGCUUUUCCACUGGUGUUGAUGCUCAUAAACCCCCAAGACUCUCCUGUGAUCUCUACUUCAAUGGUUCAUACCCCUGCUUUGGUGGUGCUUUGGCUCUUGAUGGUAACACAGGGAAAGAACUGUGGAGGCAUUACUCUAUGCAUGAGAUUUAUGCAUUAAACUGUAAUGGAGACUUGGAUCAUGAUGGCACUUGGGAUUGCCUGUUGGGUGGUAGAGGAGGAGCUUUCCAGGCAAUCAGUGGGAAGACAGGAAAAUUGCUGUGGAACAUGGAUGAACAGCCAGCAAGAGAUGAGAAUAUGAACUUUUAUACAGCCCAGUUUAUUCGUGACCUGGAUGGAGAUGGUGUUAUGGAGGUAUUGGCUGCUCAUGGAGGCGAUCCUCUUGCAGAGGCAAACAGUCCAAAAAGACUAAAAGGUAGACUGAUCAUUUUCUCUGGGAAGACAGGGAAAGUACUUAGAUGGACAAUAGUGCCAGAUGAAAGAGAGAUCUAUUUUUCGCCAGUCUUGUAUCAUAAAAAAGAUGGCAGACAGAUGGUUAUCUUUGGGACUGGCGGAGAAACACACCCUGGUGGCUUAUGGGUGAUUCCAUUGAUGAACCUUUAUUUAGGUAUGGUGGAAACAGCCCAGCAAAUUUAUGAAGACAAGUAUAAAGGAGUCAUGACACCCCCUUUACUGGUGGAUUUAAACAAAGAUGGCACUGUGGAUAUAGUUAUAUCCAUGUUUAACACUACAGUUGCUGCUUUUGAUGGAGAGACAUACAAGAUGAUCUGGAAUUAUUCCUUUCCCAAUAGUGAAUCAUACGCAACUCCUGGAGCAGGUUUAUAUAAUGAUGAUGACAUUCCUGACAUAAUGGUUCGAUACAACUAUGGACCGGGAUUUCCUAUAUACUACUAUUCACAGGUUACCAUUCUUGAUGGGARGACUGGUCAACCACUAGUCACACCAUUCAAAAAAUCUUCAGUAGYUGUGAAUAGCUCCCCACUCUCAGUCAGUAUGGAAGGUUUGGGAAACGACCUAUUCAUCUACUGGAUGGCAGAUUGCAAGGGCUUUGAAGGAGAUGGAAAGGAAUUCUCAUUUGUUGAGGGUACAAAUGUGCAUGAACAGAGCAGAGCAGACACUUGUCAGCUGCGCUACAACACCAAGUCUUUCAGCAAGMUUAAUAUAAUGAAUAGAAGGACAGGAUUUCCUGGCAAAACAAUUUACAAUUCAGAUGAGUAUUGGGAAUUAGAACACUCGGAAAAUGACACAAUACCAUCCAAGAAAGAAGGAAGAAGAAAAAGGCAUAUAGGAGUACCCGAUCAUGGUGGCUUUCAACGUAUCAUAGCAACAGGAGGUUUGGCACCCUCCCUCCAAGUCGGCAACGAUGGUCCUGCAAACUCUAUUGAUGUAGUUUUUACAACUUAUUGGCAGUAUCCUGCUAAAGUAAGGAUUAUUUUACCUGAAGAUAAGGCUUGURUUGAACACUACAGGAAGCUUGCUAAACAAGGAAAAUUCAAGAAUAAAGUCAACACAGAGGAAAACGAGAAACUUGGCAUAUACGACGCAGGAGACGCAGCUGUCAACAUUUGUUUGAAGAAAAAAGAAAAAGCAUCGUCCACCAAUACCGACAAGAUUUACGUCAGCCAAGAAGAUUUUGACUGGUACAAGAUUCAUUUUGGUAGUUUAACAGUGUACAGAUUUCAGAUCAGUUGUGAGUGUAAAAGCCUUGUUACUGAGAACAAGUGCAGCAGAUUUCUACCAAUGAAUCAACAGGGGUGGGGAGGGUACAUGGGUACCUUGGGUAAUAGCUAUUAUUUGCCUAGAUAUUAGGCUCCCUUAAAUUCGCCACUGAGAAAAUCUUAAUAAAUUCUUUAAUAAGAAUACACAUGUAAAUAAUAUAAAUAUAUGUCUGCAGCGUCAGGACCUAAAUAAAGAUUAAAGAAUUAAUGUUAA
Actinia tenebrosa (Australian red waratah sea anemone) is the source of this 2659-nucleotide messenger RNA. RefSeq lists its product as uncharacterized. The record is from RefSeq and is a predicted model, not a curated record. Lineage: Eukaryota; Metazoa; Cnidaria; Anthozoa; Actiniaria; Actiniidae. Gene Ontology annotation, molecular function: protein binding.